Pangasianodon hypophthalmus (striped catfish) is the source of this 10502-nucleotide messenger RNA. RefSeq names its product zinc finger and BTB domain containing 4 (gene zbtb4). Gene Ontology annotation, molecular function: DNA-binding transcription factor activity, RNA polymerase II-specific; RNA polymerase II cis-regulatory region sequence-specific DNA binding. The coding region runs from base 1205 to 6268 and encodes 1687 amino acids. NCBI's taxonomy places the organism in Eukaryota, Metazoa, Chordata, Actinopteri, Siluriformes, Pangasiidae. The record is from RefSeq and is a predicted model, not a curated record. The transcript has 2 exons. Gene Ontology annotation, biological process: regulation of DNA-templated transcription.
UUUUUUUUUGCUGUAUUUGAGCUUGUCAUUGCUCAAAUGGUGAUUAGCAUUGUUGCAUUUUGACUUUACGAAGCCUCCAGAUUUCCAUUAUAACAUGAUGACGAAGUAUCUAUUGGGACUCCCUGCCAAGUUUAUUCUAAACUGCAAGAUCUUAGGAAAAUAGCUCUAACUCUAAAUGGACAUUGGUAUCAAUCUUAUCCUCUUCCUACCCGUUUCAUUUGACUUUUGCAGUUAAAGAAUUAUGGGAGUCACUUGCAGACCAUGUCAAGCGUGGCUUUUUCCAUGGGUACAGCUGCUGGAGCAUGGCCUAUCGAGAUACACGUUCAGCACCUGAGCAUCUUAAAGAUAUAGGACAGGAUUUGAUACCUCUUCCACCUCUUAACCCAUCCAUACCUCCUGCUCCCACCCUGUUCUUCCUCACCCCUCACUGCCAAUCUACUCUUUUCCACCAUCUCCCCUCUCCUCCCUUCCCUCUGGCUGGCUCAACCAUGUUUUUUGGCCAGGGGGGUUGUUCAGAGUUCAGGAUCUAGUCACAGCCCCCAUUUCACAGUCCGGCUCUGCCCAGUCCGGAGUUGCAGGCCUCAUGGAAACCAAAGGCCUUCAUAGUUUACUCUUUUCCAGAGUUCUGUUUUGUCUCAUUACUAAUGACUAAAUAAAAAUAUGGAAACAUCCUUGCAGUAUAUAGGAUAUCUACGCAUAAUCUAAGAGCACCUUCUUCUUUACCGACAUGACUUCACUUCACAGAUUUCCUUCUUUCCUAACCUAUUCUGUCAGUUGCUAAUGAGUUGCGUAUGACAUGCAAAUAAACAUAGAAAGACAUAGAGAGAUAAAUCAAUAUUUAUUUUUUCCUCCAUUACUUUUACAGGACAUUUUUAAGGGUAGUACAGACAGUCCCUCGAAUGUUUGUCUCUCUAACUGUUUCAGGAGGUUGCAUAUUCGAGUAGGGGGGAGCCGGAGUGCUGGGGAUGAAAGGGAGGGUGGCGGUAAAGCCCCUGUCACGCUUGGCCAGGCUCUUGAGCUAAGGACGGCUUGUUGAGAGGCAGUGUGUGCGUCACGCACAAAGGGUGACGGAAACAGGGACAGAUGCAUUUCCUCAUCCAUAGCACAAAACAAAUUUUGACAUGUGGAACCCCUUGUAAGCAUUUUUUCCCUGUUCUGAGCCUGUCAUGGUCACAUGGAUUGAAACAGGUUUGGGGGUGGGGUCAUGGUGUCCAGAAUGGACGGCUGGCACCCCCUCCACACCAGCAUUGUACCCUUGGAGCUAAAUGAACAGCACCUGGCUGGCCCUGUUUCACUCUAUGAGAAGACUCGAUUUUACAUCCAUCUAAGAAUCUUCGCUGUGUACAACAUCUACAUCCAAGGAUUGAACUUUUCUCCAACUCACUCUCCUCCUUCCUUGAAUGCCUGCCAAUCUUCCAUUCCAGUGGUGGACACGGUUCUAACUAUUACCUCGCUCUGUUCAGUACUUCUGAACUUGCUGAACUGCAUUUACGCAUCUUGCUUCCUUAAGGGUCUGUUUGAAGUGGGUGGCCUGAAAAAGUGUCUCAAAGUACUAAAGGAAAAGACUCAAAUGAAACACAGAAAUAAACAGAUAAGAGGAGACAGGAUGGGAGAAGGGACAGAUGAAGUGGAUGGUACCAAAACAACAAGGAUAUCUCUCAGUUUUCCAAUCAGCGCUGGACUGCCUGGUUUCUCUGCACAAAAGCACUGUCCCAUAAUUCAUCCCCCUUCCUCUUCUAUAGCAUUUGAUAGAGAUGCUUCGAAUAGCACUGCGUGGAAGGAGGAAACUCUUAGAGACAAACCAUUGUCCAAAGGAUCAAAAUCAGACUACCUUUCCUGCUCUUCCUCCUCCACUCUCCCCAUUGAUUUGACUGCACCUGUCAGUAAGAACUGCAAAUCCACUAUGUCUUUUUCUGUGGCUGGCAGUGGCCCCCACUUUCCAACAUCUGCAUUGCACACAUCUGCUAAAAUGGACUACUCAAGAGAGACAUCUGGAGCUAGUCUUCCUAAUGACUACCCAGAACACUCAACAACGGAGACUGCACAUAUCUUGUUCAACCUGAGUGCAAGAGCCUACCAAGGUCAGGUGACAAAGGACAUUGAAAGCGCAAAAGGCAAAAAACGUAAAGGAAACAGUCUGCAUGUUGAACUGAGCCUCCCUCUUCCCAGUAUAAACCCACCAUCAUCUUCAUCAAGCCCUCCUCCUCUUUCACCCCCUUCUGUCUCUCCAUUGACCCUCCCUCCUCCAUCCUUCCAUGACUCCUAUCAAGCAGUGCCAAAACCGGAGCUGCUGUGUGGGGUAUGCCACCGUCUGUUCAGCACCGCCUCGUCCCUCACUGUGCACAUGCGCCUUCAUCGGGGUGGACGACUUCUCAGCUGCCGCCAUUGUGGCAAAGCCUUUAUCCAUAAUAAAAGACUGCAGUCCCAUGAGGCCACCUGUCGGCAAGCACUGCCAGCUUUCUCCAUCCAGCCCAAACAGGAACCUUUGGAGGAGGGGAAUGUGGAGAAAACAAAUGAGGCAACAGAGCCAGAACAGCUUGGACAAGAAACAGGACCUGGACGACCCAUAAAGAAAGGACGAGGCCUUCAAGGACAUCAUGCCAGGGCAAUGUCUCACAGUGAUGCCCUCACGGAUGAGGAUCACUUUGUUAAGAUUGUUGAUGGACAUAUCAUUUACUUCUGCUCAGUGUGCGAACGCUCCUACAUGACUCUGUCAAGUCUCAAGCGUCACUCUAAUGUGCACUCAUGGCGUCGGAAGUACCCAUGCCACUAUUGUGACAAGGUUUUUGCUCUUGCAGAGUACCGCACCAAACAUGAGGUGUGGCACACUGGUGAAAGGCGAUACCAGUGCAUAUUUUGCUGGGAGGCCUUUCCUACCUACUACAACCUAAAGACACACCAGAAGGCAUUCCAUGGCAUUAGUCCUGGCCUUAUCUCAAGUGAGAAGACAGCCAAUGGGGGCUAUAAGCAGAAAGUUAAUGCACUUAAACUUUACCGCCUACUACCCAUGCGCUCUCAAAAAAGGCCCUAUAAGACAUACAACCAAGCUUUGGCCGAUGGACUGCUCAAACCUGACCCAUCAGCUACCUUGCCUUUGCCUUUAGGCUGCAGCCUCCCUCCAAGUCUGGGCCCCAGUAAACUGGAUUCCUUCCUUAAGGACAUUCAUCCCCAAGACAUUAAGCCUGAUCCUGAGAGUUUCCUGAUCAAGAUGGACACAGAGCAGUGCAGGAAGCUGGCAACAGCCCAGGAAGAGGUACCAGAAGAGGUUAAUGAGAAGGAAGGGUCAGAUUUACAUCUCUCUGGCAACAGCAGCAUCAAAACCAAAAAUGUCAAAAGCCCAGAGACAGCAGUUUCUUCUGUCAUUACAUUUGGCCAUAGCAAACCCUCAGUCAUUAUGCAUAGCACAGCACUCCCAUCCUCUGUCAUUGUUCAAAGAGAUAAGACACCCUCUGGGGAUGGAAAAUGUCCUUCUGAGAGCAGUCAUGCAAUGGAUAAGACUUUGCAAAAAACACUUAAAAAGCAUACGCAAAAAGAUCAUACACAUGCCCAUAGUAAGUGGGACACAACCAGCUCACGUACAGAAGUCUCAAAAAUCCAACAGCCAGCAGAAAAGAUUCACAAGGGACGAAAAGCUCAUACCAAGAGUGAGUCAAGCAAGGUGGUUCCCAUAUCUGUGGGUUCAGAGGUCAAAGGGAGUGGGCCUCUUUGUCAGAUCACUGUACGUAUAGGAGAAGAGGCUAUUGUCAAAAGAAGCAUAUCUGAGACAGACCUCAUGAGAGACAAAAAUCCACCAAGUAAAGACAAAAAGGGCAGCUUCCUGCAUGGAGAGCAGAGAGAACCACGGCAUACCCAUCACCACCACCGCAAACACCAUGGUCAUCGCAGUUCCAGCCAGGAAGAAAGUGAUUCUAAACUGCCAGGCAAGGUGAGGAAGUAUUUCUUCCGACAAGAAGUCAGGGAGGACAGGAAUGAUCAUGAUGGAGAAGACAACCUGUGGAGACCCUAUUAUUCAUAUAAGCCCAAGAGAAAGGCCUUACAUAUGCAGAAGAUCAAGAGCUGGCAGCGCAAAAUGCACUACAAACGAUCGCUGCGGCUGAUGAAGAGAGCAGAAAGACUAAUGAAUGAUGUAAACACAGGGGGGGAUGGUUUAGAGGAAGAAGAAAAAGAUGAAGUAAAAGAGGAGGAAAAAGAAGUUUUUCAUCAGAAGGAGAUCAAAGACGACACUCAACCUCCUUGUGUUCCCACAAUAACAGAAGAGAAGGAGGAAGAAAAGGGGGGUCCUGGAAAGCGUGACCUUUCUUUCUCCACAGCUUUAUCCCAAUCCACUCUGAAUUCUCAACACACAGUUUCCCCUAUCAUCAAACAACGUUGGUCUGGGGACCAGGCCUCUGAAUGUGGAUCUUGUGGCCGCUGGUUCUCCAGUUCGAGGAAGCGAGACAAACAUGAGCUAACACAUCUAUUUGAGUUUGUGUGUCUACUUUGCAGAGCUACUUUCCCUUCUCAGACCAAAUUAGAGGAACAUCAGAGAACCAGUCACCCAAAAAAUAAACCUCUGCCUACCUCUGCUUCAUGUAAUUCAGAGUCAUCAAGCAAGGAGAAUUCAAUGGAAUUAGAGGAGACAAGCAGUGUAUUAAACAGGCGGUUCUUAGAAAAGGGGAGUUCAGCUCGGUUGGGAAGAAGGCCAUUGACUAGAUAUACCUGCUCACAGUGCGAUAAAGUAUGUAAGACUGCUGCUGCGCUAAACUGCCACCUGAAGAGGCAUGAGCUAGGCAACACUACAGAGACCAUUCAGCCAGUCCUGGACAUCCAAAGUCACAGUACUGUGGUACCAGAGGUAGACAAAGUUCAAAGGACAGAUUCGGACAAUACACCUAGGCAUGCGCAGCCCAUCCCAGUUAUAAACUAUCUCAAAUCAGAUUCUCAACACACACAGAAACAGACAGGUGAAAGGAAUGAAGAGCACCAAAGAUUAGCUACUGGUGAAAGUCCAAAGUUAGCAGCUAUUGACAAAAUCCAGAGUUCGCAUUUGAGCACUGUAUCUUCCCCAGUUAGACUCAGCCCAACACCAGAAAGGUCAAAAGUCAUCUCCCCUACUCUCCCCAGUGUGCUGGUAAUGAAUGGAGCUGAAUGCCUGGACUUCCGAACUCCUGAAAAACGGAGUCUAGAUGCACAGGAUCAGAGGAGAAGAAGCCUCACACCCACUGACAGACCAAACCAAGUCUGUCAAGUCCAAAUGGCAGAAACGUUUAGAACAGAUGCAGAUCCAUCUAUAUCCACUGCAUUACAACCAGUCAAAGAGAGUAUUUUGAGUGAUCAAGAGGUAGAAACACAGCAACAUAAGGAAAUUCACAUCAGUGAUCCCUCACAAGAGGCUGCACAAGAGGCUCAAGAUCUUAGAGUAUCCAGAACGGCUUGCAGCAUCCAAGCAGAAGAUCUGUCCAUGCCAACGAUACUGGCAAGGGAGAGGGAGUUUUCCCAGCAAACUGCAUACCAAUACUCGACCAACAAAAUUCGAUCCACGGACGAUGUGAUGCUCAUAGUGCCCAAAGAGGAGCCACUGAGCCCUGUUCCCUCUCCCACAUGUUCUGUCAUUCAAACCACUCACAAAGGACCACCACAACGGCACCCACAGUCCCCUAGUCACUCUCCGAGACCUUUGAACCUACAGUUGCGUUCACAUUUAGAGACAAACCAAGCACACCAAGGCACGCACAGUGCUGAGAAACAAAGAUCUGUGCUUCCAACAGGUUCAGAUCACAGCAGUGAGCCCCCCUCUUCUCGUUCUGUGCUGCACUCCCAAGUGCCCCAUUCAGAGCCAGAGACAAAGGACAGCACCUCUUCAAGAGAUCUCUGUAGAGAAUCUGGCUAUCCUGUUCAGGAGUAUGCACUUCCCUUAAUCAUACCAGGAGGGUACUGCUCUGGUAAGAAACAGGAGGACCAGAUGCUCAUGUCAUACCCUUCUGCACCCUUGUCUUUUGGUGCACUGGGGAAGAUGGUACCCCAUACUGACUCAACAAAACUGCCCUUUUACCCCGAUCCCUAUCAACUCCUCUAUGGCCCACAGCUACUACCAUACCCAUACAACCUCGCCACCCUGCCCAUGGCUCUCAAUAUGAUGGCACCAGGGGACAAAGUUGAGCCCUUGCCCUUUUUACCUACUCUUUUCAACUAUGCUGCAGUAGGUGCCCCUUUGCCCCACCCUUUAGUAGUGAACCCCAGCCUAUAUAAUAGCAGCAGUAGCACAAAGCGAAACAGUGACAACCCAUGAGCGUAUGUGGAGCUGCAGCACUGAAGGAAUACUGUACAGCUUAUAAGAGGACCAGACCUUAGACGGAAGAUGUGUUGUUGCUGUUUGUUAACUGAACUACUUGCACAGAUGUUUAAGUCUCUUUGGAAAAGUAGCAAAAACCAUAGGUGUAUGUACAAAAUUAAAUAUAGUGAAGUAAUGGAGAGGUGCCUUGGAGGUAGGACCUAUGGGUAAAGGGGAGGUUGUGAUCUGGUGAUCUGGUGAUCUACUGGUCCAUCAUGGACCUCUUCCCCUUGCCAAUGGCAAAACAAACCUCUGACACACCACUCCUCUCCCUCUUUAGAAGAGUUAGAGCUUGGUUAUCCGUCCUCUCAGAUUUGUUGUAAUAACUGGUAUAAAUAAUACAUCUGGACAGCUAACAGGGUGUAUUUUCUGGAAAAAAAAGACAAAAAAAAAAAUAGUGUGCUUUCCACUAGUGACAGUAUACCAAUAACGAUCAUAUUUGUAGGUCUGUUAUAGGCUUUUAUUACUGCAAAUAGAAAUAAUAUAGGGGCCAAGCUCUUCAUUCUAAAAUGGAAAGAUACACACUCAAUUCAGUGAAGGAAGACAAUAGCAUAUAAGCAGUUUUAUGGGUGUGUGUGUGUGUGUGUGUGUGUGUGUGUGUGUGUUUCAACCUCUCAUCAUGCAUGUAGUUUGGGGUAGCUGUCUUUUUACAACAUUAUGUAGGUUCUGUUGUGUGUAUUUUCAGUACUGGCUUCGAUGUGAGCGUCUGCUCUGUGUGUGUGGGUGUCUUGAGGGUGAUGUGUGCAUGCACUGCACAGUUGUAGCCAGCAACGUUUCUGCUAUAUCCGCCUGGUUCAGUUAAACGGAUAUUGAUAUCGAUGCGGAUAUAUGAGCAUCAUUCCUGGAGAGGCUGUUACAACUUUUUGUAAAUCAGCAAGUAGUAAAAUUAGAUGAGGUUCAUCCUUCGUCAGUCACAACUUAGCAGCUUUGAUAGCUUACCUACAUGUCAUAUUGGAUGGAGUUUGUUCAUAUGUGAUCUUUUUUUUAACUAACCAGCAUCAUGGUUGCUUGGUAAUUUAAUGGCAAUUAAGGAUGGACUGCAUUUUGCAAUGGCAUGUACACAGUAUGUUUGUAGAAGUUGUUGGAAUGAUUGCUAGGAGGCUCAAGUGAAGAACUGGACACAAACCUUUUUUUUAAACAUCUGAGUACUCGUCAAUUAUCUUAUCGUCGUUUGUAGAAAGGAAAAUAAGUUUUAGUGGCCUUCUCCUCCCCAGUGCCCCCUGGUGUCCACCAAAGACACUCCAUUUACUUGACUGAAAUCUGAGAGAGACCGAGGUAAAAAGCAGAUGAGAGCGACAGAGAGAGUGGGAGGGAAGUGGAGCAAAGUGCAGCGAGUCUGUUAUCGCCAGUAGAACUUCCAUUACAAAGUCGCAGAAAAUAAAGCUCUAAGCAGCUGGUGAAUACCGUUUUUCAGGCGGACAUGAUCUAAGGAAGCCUGUUACGUGUGAGCUGGGGGUAAUGUUGGCUAGCCAACCGUCUUUCUCCACGUCUCCUCUGCAGUGCACAGAACAGCAAGAGUUGACGUCAGCUCCUCCUGACGUCCGCGCGUGGUCUGAGUUGCAAUGCUUAGGACUUGAAAAAAAGAAAAAGAAAAAAGAAAGAAAAAGAAAAAUUGCUCACUGACCUGGAGUGGCCUGAACACUCCUUUAGGACUUUCCUGUUUUUAUAUAUAUAUAUUAUAUAUAUCUUUUUAAAACAAUAUAAUUUGUUUAUUUUACCUAUUUUUCCCUUUUUGAUAGAGAGAUUUGUGAGAUUUGUGAGGAUUGCGCUUGAAGGUGGUCUUUCAAGUGCACACGAAUAUGAAUGUAAUUUUAGUCAUGAGGUUAAAAAAACAUGAACAGUAUGGUAGAUGUUUUCUGACUUGAAAAAUAACAUGUAAUAAUGAACCGCUAUGAGGUAUUCACAUAUAUACAGUAGUCUUAGAAACAUGUCUAGGAACUUGGAUUCAAUAUAAUCAUAACGCAUGAGCAGCACUCGCUUCUUCAUUAUCCUCUGGUAUUGCCAUAACAAUCAUCACUUUGCUUUCUUUCACAUGUGUGGUUCUGUUGAUUUUUUUCUUUCUUUUUUUGCUGAUGGUUGGCUUGAAAUACUAUCUGCUGUAAAGCUGUCUAUUUUCAAUUAAUCUUUUUUGUUCUAUCGUUUUAACUUAAAACUGAAACCAAAAAAAAAACAGAGCACCCCCCACCCUGAAGCUGUGCUUCAUGACUUUUACACAGUUACAGUAUAUGCUGUUGACUUAUAAAAGUCCCCACAAACACAAAUCACUCACACUGUGAUUUUUCCCCUUUCCCCUUCCCUACAGAACAUUUUAUCCUCUCCUUUUGAAGUGAGUGCAUUGAAGCCGCAGCACUGUUCAUUUCUGAACACAAUGAGAAGAUUUGUUGCUUUUCUUGGGUGUAGGUACUUUCACGUAGUGUGUGUGUGUGUGUGUGUGUGUGUCAGAGCACAUUUAAGGAAAAGGAAAACCAAAACAAGCACCAUAUCCCGUGAGGCUUGCCACCAAAUCAGAGUUUGGUUUUGGACCCCUACCAAUCUGUUGUUAAAUUCUCCUUGCACAUUUUCCUCAUGAGCAGUGUCGGGUUGGAACAGACUACAUGCAAUCUGAUUAAUCAGAGUAGGAUACGUUAUGAAAUAUCUGUGAUCAGACUGCUGUUACUUUUUUAUGGAUUACUUUGAAUUGGAUUUUUGACACCACUGAAUCUGCCUAUGAGCUGCAUAACCGCAUCGCCAUAACCGAAAUACGACUAAUUUUCUUUUUUUUUUGGAUUGACCUUGGAGUUACUUUGCUAACUAUUUUAUUUUAAUCAAAUCAUUCCAGCUGUUACAAAUAAUCAUUCCAACUGUUAAAGGAACAGUGUGUAAUUUUAAGCAGCUCUGUUCUAUCUAGGGACGGAGCUCAUUUCUGGGCCAGAAAAAUGCAAACAGAAGCCUGAAACAACAAAACUAGUGUGAUCUAAUGCAACGCCAUAUUGUGACUCACAUUUUUCCAUGAUAUGUUUGAAAUUUAAAUUUACAAACUGUACCUUUAAUAAUAGAUGACGAUGGGACUGUUACAUAAACAUAACGCAAACCUUUAACGAAUUAGCACAAAGAUGUGUUUUACAGUGCUAGAUGGUGCAUGACAGCUCUCUGAAAAUAAAUAUAUAUGUAUAUGUUACCAAUGAGACUUUUUUGGUACUAAAUAAAGUAGUCAAAUAGAUAUAUUAUUCUUAUUUUUUGUACUGUGACAUAGCCCAAAAGCAGUCCAAAAGAUAAGAUUUUUUUAUGUAAUCUUAAACUUGACAUUACUUAUUAUAUUUGAAUUGUGCAAUUUUUAAAUUUCCUUAUUUACCCAACACUGCUCAUGAGUAAUAUAACCUGUUAAAUAAACAAUGUCCGUAAAAGCUGUUGAUAUUUCAUAAACAAGUAAAAAAAGCAGAUGUAUAAAUUACUCACAAAACAAGAACACACAUUAUGUUAAUUUAUGAUCAUGCACUUUACCAAAAUUUUGAUUACCAAACCAAAUUUCAAAUUUGUAAUUUCAUGUACCAGUGUAUUAUUAUUAUUAUUGUUAUUAUUAUUAUUAUUAUUAUUGAAAAAAAAAUCUCACAAUGUGAAUGUUGAAUAACUAAGGACUUAUUCUAGUGUCCUGCAAGCAGGAAAACAUUUCAAGGCAGUUUCGUUUGCCUGAAAUAUGCCACCAAAAUAUGGUCUUUGCAGGUAAAAUGACAGAACAAGUGUAGGUGGAUGCACCUACAUCCUGUAUCAAGGGUCACACACCCCACACACUGUUUGUUUUUUAGCUGUUCUUAAAACGCAAAUACAAGCAACACACAAAGCCAGAUGAAACCAGCAGAAGACCCCGAUAGAGACAUCAAUAUUCAGUCCAAAUAGCUAAACGUUUAGCUACGUAUGUGUGUUCAGCAGGUCUAGUCGUAGGCAUGUGAUGGAUUUUGUCCCGGUAUUGUGAAAAUGUACAAGCUACAUUUGUGCCAUUGUUUUAGAGGUUAACAUAUUUGGCCUGAAAUGUUUCCUGAAAUGUUUGGUUGUUUCUUGUUGACUUCUUCUUCACACAAAGGGUCUGUUAACACAUUGCCAAAUCAAGCCUGUAAUAAUCUAUAAUUUUUUUGUUCACCUUCCUUUAUUUCUUCGCUCUAGUUCUUCAGUCGCCCUCUGUCCAUGCUACAACCAUACAAAUAAAGUAUUAACCUGA